CCUUCCUUCAUCAAACCCUAGCCUCCACCAAAGAAAGCAAACCCUAGCCUCCACCAAUAGUUGUCGUCAUCUGUCGGAGUGAGAGACUGCUGCCGCCGUCCAUCGCACUCAAGAACUUCCGUCUUCGUGCUCUCGGGCCUCUCGCCGGAUCCUCCACGUCGGGUGCUCGCAUCUCGCCGUUCUCCUCUGUGCUCGGCUGCUUGCGCCUCCCUCCGCCAGUGAGUGCUCGAGCUGUGCGUGUUGGUUGCUGCUCGUCGUCCGUGGUUGUCUCUGCUCGAUUCUGCCUCCCAGCCUCACUCGAGUCUCGUCACAGUCACUGGCAUCUCGUGGUUCGUCUGUCUCGUUGCCGGCGGCAGAAGCAACUCGUGGGGUGGUCGCCGACUCGCCGUCGAUCGUUCCGGGCCGUGGGAGUCAGAACUCAGAACGGAGGGGGAGUGGCUUUGAAAACAGAGGGAAGAGAGAAGAAAAAGCUACAGGUGAAGAAGUGAGCCCCCACCGGCGAAGGAGAGAGAUCGCGAAGAGAGAAAAGACGAAGAAGAGGCCACGCCGGUCUAGAGAACAGAGAGGAAAAGAGAGGCUCGGCGGUGAUAGUGUUGCUGCUGUCAGUGAAGACGUAGCAGCUCGGCAACAAGAUGGCGACGCCGGAAAGAUCACCGGUAGGAUUCAUCCUCAGAGAUGGAAGAGAGGACCGGCGGCGUAGCAGAGCUGCAUAAGCUCUUGAACACAAAGAAACAACUAAGAAUCAAGGCCCCCUAAGGACAAAGCCAUCGAUUCAUGUAUUAUUCAGGGCUUGUUAGGAACUUUGUUUUAACGCUGAGUAAACGCCACGUGUCCUCCUCCUCCGGCCUCGGUUGUGGCUCCACCAUGUUAGUAACCCCACUCCCAUCACAGUUCAACCAGAGCAUGUUCAACAAUGUCGUUGCCUCCAACAAGCUCAUCGCCAAUUACCUUCGAUUGGGUGACAUGGAUUCUGCUCUCCAAGUGUUUGAUAAAAUGACAGUGAAGAGCACCGUUACUUGGAACUCUAUCCUUGCUGGCUACGCCAAGAAUCUUGGGAAUUUUGAAGUUGUACGCCAAGUUUUUGAUAAAAUUCCUGAACCGAAUAGUGUGUCUUAUAAUAUCAUGCUGGCAUGUUAUUUGAACAAUUUUGGCAUCCACAGAGCCCGUGCUUACUUUGAUGUAAUGCCUGUGAAGGAUACGGCGUCUUGGAACACGAUGAUCUCAGGUUAUGCUCAGAUUGGAUUGAUGGGCGAGGCGCGCAUGAUGUUCUUGGCAAUGCCAGAGAAAAAUACUGUCUCAUGGAGUGCGAUGGUGUCGGGGUAUGUGGCUUGUGGAGACUUGGAUUCUGCAGUGGAAUGCUUUUAUGCUGCAACUGUGAAGAGUGUGAUUACCUGGACUGCCAUGAUCACUGGGUACAUGAAAUUUGGCAGAGUUGAGUCUGCCGAGAAAUUGUUCCAAGAAAUGUCUCAGAAGACUUUGGUGACAUGGAAUGCUAUGAUAGCUGGGUAUGUUGAUAAUAGCAGGGCAGAAGAUGGGUUGAAGCUUUUGAAGACAAUGUUAGAGACUGGGGCCAAGCCUAAUGCUGUGAGCUUGACUAGUGUGUUGUUGGGUUGUAGUAACCUAUCAGCAUUGCAACUUGGUAGACAAGUUCAUCAGUUAGUUUGUAAAUCUCCAUUGAGUAGUGACACCACAGCCGGAACUUCAUUGGUUAGCAUGUAUUCCAAAUGCGGGGAGCUGAAGGACGCGUCGAAAUUGUUUGUGCAGAUCCAACGGAAAGACCUUGUAUCAUGGAAUGCAAUGAUUUCUGGUUAUGCACAACAUGGAGCUGGUGAAAAAGCUCUGGAGUUAUUUGAUGCAAUGAAAAAUGAUGGCAUGAAGCCAGAUUGGAUUACUUUUGUAGCAGUAUUUUUAGCUUGUAACCAUGCAGGAUUUGUAGAUCUUGGGGUCCAAUAUUUUGAUGCUAUGAUAAGGGAUUAUGGAAUUGAAGCUAGGCCAGAACACUAUGCUUGCAUGGUUGACCUUCUCGGUCGACGUGGAAGGUUAUCUGAGUCAAAAGACUUGAUAAAAAGUAUGCCGUUUAAGCCACAUCCUGCCAUCUUUGGAACGCUUUUGGGAGCCUGUAGGAUCCAUAAGAACCUAGAUCUGGCUGAGUUUGCUGCCAAGAAUCUGCUUGCGCUUGAUCCUAGUAGUGCAACUGGAUAUGUUCAAUUGGCCAAUAUUUAUGCAGCACAAAAUAGAUGGGAGCAUGUUGCUAGGAUUCGGAGAUCGAUGAAAGACAAUAAUGUAGUGAAGACACCUGGAUAUAGUUGGAUUGAGAUAAAGAGUGUGGUGCAUGAGUUUCGGUCAAGCGACCGAUUGCACCCAGAAUUGGUUUCUAUACAUAAAAAACUAAAUGAAUUGGAGAAGAAAAUGAAGAUGGCUGGCUAUAUUCCGGAUCUUGAGUUUGCAUUGCAUGAUGUGGAAGAGGAGCUGAAAGAACAGCUACUUCUAUGGCACAGUGAGAAAUUGGCAAUUGCAUUUGGACUUCUAAAGGUACCAUUAGGUGUUCCAAUCAGGGUAUUCAAGAACUUGAGAGUUUGUGGAGAUUGCCACACUGCAAUAAAGUACAUAUCAGCUAUAGAAGGAAGAGAAAUCAUUGUUAGGGAUACCACUAGGUUUCAUCAUUUCAAGGACGGGUCCUGCUCCUGCAGUGAUUACUGGUAAUCUUGCCAUUAUGCAACCAAAACAAUGCAAUUGAAUUCAGUCAAAGGACAUGUCUAUUUAAACCAGUUAGUUCAAUGAACUUCAUUAUACAUGCCAAGAACAAAAAGUUUCACCUUAAUGAAUUUUUCGUUUUCACGCCAAACUGCCUUUGUUCUCCUUCAUUCUCACGCCACUUCUUCCUUGUUCUCUUUCGUUUUCACCCCACUUCAUCUUCUUCCUCACCUUCGUCUACUCUCAUCGUUGCCACUCACCAUCGUCUCGUGCGCUCACCAGUGUUGAAGAUGUGUAUGGCUAUGAUGGUGAUGAUGAACUACAAUGGCUAAUUGAGUCAGAGAAGGUGAUUGACUUCUCGUGUGGUCACUUGUCUGCUUGCUAGUCUUCUUGGUGGUUACCAGGAUAUCCUCCAUUCUUGCUAGUCUUCUGAUUUUUAGGUGAUUGCCAUGUGUUUGAUGAAUUUCCUGAGAGAGAUGGAAAAGAGCGGAACUUGUUUUCUGUGUUUCCUUUUCCCAAUUCACAAGAUUUAGGGUCUAGCAACGUGGGAGGUGAGGUUCUUUAUGUCUAACUAGUUGGGAAUACAGCACCAGAUUUUGAAGCAGAGGCUGUUUUUGAUCAGGAAUUUAUCAAGGUUAAACUAUCUGAAUACAUUGGAAAGAAAUAUGCUUCGGGCUCUUUAUUUUUAUUUUUCUUUUUUGUAAAAAGGAAAAAAGAAAAAUGAAAUAACUAACUUAUUUUUUUAUCUCUAGAGUCAAUUUUAAAGUGCAUUCUAUUUAAUUUGAGCAUCUCUCUACCUAAUUACUCGUCUCUUUUAGUUAUUUAUUCAAUUUUUGUUACAUUACUAAUUAAUAAUUAAUAUUUUAUUCGGUAAUGAUAAUUAGCUUUACUUUGUUGCGGUCUUUGCACAAGUAAACGGGUUCAUGGAAUUAGCUUUCAUGCUUGUAAUCACGUGAAUUCAUUCGUUCUUCAAAGAAGUGGAUCUCAUUCAGUUUAGUGAAAAUUAGUGAAGUAUUUGAAAUUCGAUUAUUUUGUUAAAUUAGUGGAGUGGAUCUCAUUCAGUUAGAUUAGAUUAGAUGCUCUUUCUCUCUUUAUUUUAUUCUUAUCUUGGUGGACAAAAAGUUUAUAUUUUUUUUUCAGGCACGUUCUCCUUUUUAUCUCUGUUUAAAUUUAAGGGGAGAGAGAGAGAGAAGCACUUCAGAUGUUUUGGAUCUAUGUUUCUGUGAGAAGGAAAGACAACAAAAUUUGACUAUCUCAACUUGUGUGACUGAAUUUCUAAUGCCUUUGCAAAUUUCGUUAUCAAACAGUUUUGUGUGGAUCAAAUGAUGGUUGAUCUUACUGGCCACUGGUUUUCAAGGGAACGUUUUUCUGAUAAGAUAUACAAAUUAAAGAUAGGUUCUUGUCUUUUUCAGGCACACAAAGUGAGUGAGUUCAGGUCUCUACUUAACUACUCACAGUCUGUUAUUGUGCAAGUUUUAGUUAGCUUCACUCUCUUUUUUACACAUUGAACAGACAAAACUUUCAGCUAAGAUGGGUGUAUUUAGUACCAUAGGUACUUGUAUUGGCUUUGGAAUUGGAACUUCAAUUGGUGUUGUCAUUGGAUACUACGUGUUUAUAUACUUUCAGCCAACACAUGUCAAGGAUCCCAUAAUUCGUCCUUUGGCCGAGCAAGAUGCCAAAACUCUGCAACAAAUGCUUCCAGAGAUACCCUUGUGGAUAAAGAAUCCAGAUUUUGAUCGUUGGAUAGAGCAAGCUUUUGAACCCAACAAGGAAGCAGUUAUUAAAGCAUUGCUAGGUGCAAAAGAAGCUAUGCUUGGGAUUAGAUAUCAUAUGCGCCUAAUGGGUGAGGCUGCGCCUAAUGGGUGAGGCUGCAGGUGUUCCUAUUGAACCAGAAUCACAAACAAAACUUUUAGAUGCUACACUGAACUUGGAAGGAGUGUUGUUGGCUGGAGUUCCAGGAGCAGGAGGAUUUGAUGCUGUCUUUGCUGUUACUUUGGGAGAUUCAAGCAGCAAUGUGACAAAAACAUGGAGCUCACUCAAUGUUCUUGCCCUUCUAGUUAAAGAAGAUCCUUAUGGCGUUUCUUUAAAAAGUGCUGACCCUAGAACAAAUGAAGUCACUUCAGCUGUAUCUUCAAUUCAUAUUGAAUAAUUUAUUGUAAAUAUUGUUUAUUUUUAAUACGAUGAAUUUAUUUAUUUUUU
Molecule: messenger RNA, 4893 nt
Organism: Arachis stenosperma
Lineage: Eukaryota; Viridiplantae; Streptophyta; Magnoliopsida; Fabales; Fabaceae
Product: pentatricopeptide repeat-containing protein At4g16835, mitochondrial-like
Exons: 10
Coding region: 775-2703 (642 amino acids)
Biological process (GO): RNA modification
Molecular function (GO): protein binding; RNA binding; zinc ion binding
Source: RefSeq, a predicted model, not a curated record